Messenger RNA from Gracilinanus agilis (Agile Gracile Mouse Opossum), 1077 nucleotides. RefSeq names its product dnaJ homolog subfamily C member 18-like. Gene Ontology annotation, molecular function: Hsp70 protein binding. The transcript has 2 exons. The coding region runs from base 1 to 1077 and encodes 358 amino acids. Gene Ontology annotation, cellular component: endoplasmic reticulum membrane. Lineage: Eukaryota; Metazoa; Chordata; Mammalia; Didelphimorphia; Didelphidae. Gene Ontology annotation, biological process: cellular response to misfolded protein. The record is from RefSeq and is a predicted model, not a curated record.
AUGGCGAUGACUCUGGGGAGCAGGGAGCACUGGACCGAAGCAUACAUUGAGGCAUUUAGAAGAAAUAAAUACCCAGCUGACAAAACUACUAACAGUACUGACUUCUGUGGAUGUCAUAAUUGUAUGAAUUCUAAGAAGGAAAAGAAGUUUGCGAAUGAAAGAAGUCAGGCUCAGCCUGGAGAAGCUAGCAUGACCUAUACAGAAGAACAGUUUCUUGGGGUGCAGAGGAUAAAGAAAUGCAAAAGUUACUAUGAAAUUCUGGGAGUUGGCAGAGAUGCCAGUGAUGAGGAUCUAAAGAAAGCUUACCGAAAACUGGCCCUGAAAUUUCACCCAGAUAAGAACUGUGCACCUGGAGCCACAGAAGCUUUUAAAGCAAUAGGGAAUGCUUUUGCCGUCCUCAGCAAUCCUGAUAAAAGGUUACGCUAUGAUGAAUAUGGAGAUGAACAAGCAACUUUUGCUGCCCCCCAGGCCAGACCCUACAAUUAUUACCCAGAUUUUGAAGCUGACAUUACCCCAGAAGAGGUCUUCACUGUGUUCUUCGGAGGACAUUUUCCUACAGGAAAUAUUCACAUGUUUUCAAAUGUAACAACAGAUGAUACACUCUUUUACCGCCGGCGACACCGAAAUGAGAGGGUACAGACUCAGAAGGAAGAAGAAGAAAAGCCUCAGAAUAUGUAUUCUGCAUUUCUUCAAUUGCUUCCAGUUUUCGUGAUUGUGAUUAUAUCUGUUAUUACUCAGCUGAUGGCCUCAAAUCCUCCAUAUAGUCUGUUCUAUAAAUCGUCCAUGGGGUACACCAUUUCCAGAGAAACUGAGAAUCUGCAGGUGCCUUAUUUUGUUGAUAAACACUUUGAAAAAAACUAUAAGGGGUCAUCACUGCGGGACCUGGAGAAGACUGUAGAAAAGGAUUAUAUAGAUUAUAUCCAGUCAAGUUGCUGGAAGGAAAAACAACAAAAAUCAGACUUGACAAAUUUGGCCAGACUGUACCGAGAUGAACGCUUGAAACAGAAAGCAGAAUCACCGAAACUCAAAAACUGUGAAAAACUGUCCAAUCUUAUUGGCCUCCAUAAAGGUGGCUGA